AUGGAAAGCCCAUCCCCAUCCGCCCCAUCCGUCCCUGACGAGAGGGAAGUUCAACGCGCCGCCCUUGUCGGUCACCGCCAGCGCCUAACCGAUGCCUUGGCGCUUGCUCCCUAUGAUCUCAUCCUUUACUUGGAGCGGGCUGUCGUUUAUUCUGACCUGGCAUAUCCCGAUCUUGCUGCCGGCGAUGCGUACCGCGCCCUCCUUCUGACCGACGAAGUCCUUAACGAGGGCCUUGUUCCCAAAGUCCUCAACCAUGGCGAUCUUCUUGUCAACAUGAAGAACAUGGCCGACGGCGACGAAGUCGAAGGAUCCGAGCCGUACCGUCAACUGGCUAUCACAGCUUCUGUUCGUUGCUUCCAGAUUCUAUCACUGAGCCUUCUAUUGUGUGGUUGUCUAGCGAGCGCGUCCGACUUUGUUGAAAAAGGUCUCAAGAUUCUUCCGGAAAACAAGGAGCUUCUAGAGAUCAAGGGAUAUACCGAGCAGGUUGCCAGGCGGCGGUUGCGCUUGAAGCCCGACGACCCGAUCGAUUUCCAUGAUCUUCCUGACGUCGGGGUUGUGCGCCGCGAGAUCUACCCCUGGAACACAUACGAGCCGGAUCGCUUCUCGGAGGAGUCACUGUCAUUCUUGAACGGUCAGCUCGAAACCAUGGCGCCCAAGUGCGCCGUAAAGGUUUCGUGCCUACCCGUUCUCCUCGAGGGAGAGAGCAACACCGACGAAUACGAGAUUAUCCCAACCUGCAACCAGCUGGGCCUCUUUGCGCAGGAAGAUAUUGCUCCUGGCGAGGCUGUCUUGAAGGAGUACUCGUUGCUGACGGCGAACAACCGCCACAAGGAAUCCACAUGUGAUGCCUGCGGUACUGAGCUACCACCACUCAAAGUUCAGACAGAAGCAGUCAGCUGCCCGGAAUGCUAUGAUACCGUCUUCUGCGACGAGUUCUGUUUCGAAAAGGCCCAGGAAGAGUAUCACCCGGCGGUUUGCGACAAGGACGUCGACUCGAUUGCGAAGGACCCCGAGGCCAAGGACGUUGCCGAAUCCCUAUACCUCCUCCUCUUGGCUCGCCUGCUCGCAAUGUCAAACCAUCAGGAGGUCCAUCCUCUGGAGCUGAAGGAGAUCAAGUACAUCUGGGGAGACUUUGUUCCUACCCAGCUGAACGACAUUGAUUUGUCGAUCAACGCCGGCCCACCGCCCGAGUGGACCUUGCCGUUCUCCUUCAAGUAUAACAUUGAGAUCCCUCUUCACAUUCUUGAGAAGAUGGACAUCGACAUCUUCGAGACGCUCCCUCAACACGACCUAUGGGUCUUUAACACAGCGUACAGCAAGUUCCGUGGCACUGCGUCUGCCCGCAAGGGCUUGCGUGACGGUCGUCCCGAAGUAGCGGCUGUUCAUCCCUUCUGGUGCUUGGCCAACCACGACUGCGAUCCCAAUGUGACUUGGGAAUGGGGUGGUCGGAUGACUUUGUUCGCUCGGGAGACUCGCGUUGUCGGCAACCGGCCAGGCGGCAUCAAGGCGGGCGAGGAGAUCUUGAACCACUACUGCGACGUCGAUUUGCCUGUCAAGGACCGAAGGGAAUGGGCCCAAGGAGCGCUGGGCGGUUGGUGUAUGUGCAAGAGGUGUCGCGAUGAAGCUGCCGCAACGAACGGUAGCGAUUAG
This is a messenger RNA of Sordaria macrospora k-hell, 1650 nucleotides long. Lineage: Eukaryota; Fungi; Ascomycota; Sordariomycetes; Sordariales; Sordariaceae. The record is from RefSeq and is a predicted model, not a curated record.